AGCUCUGUACAUUGUUCAUAAUCCUGAAAGUAUAACAAAGAACACGCACUCAUUGGGUUGUGGCACUCAACUGAUUUGGGUUCCUAAAACUUUGGGCUGCUGAGUUGACGUGAACAAUGCCAUUGUCCAGGAGAAGAACACAUGGAGAGACAAUCUUGGCUUUGACCAUACGUCAUUCCCGGUGUCAAGACGAAGCUGAAAAUUAAAUCCUCUUCGAGAAAGUCAUAUCGCAUAGCACCCAAGACGUGUUGUUAUCUACGACCAAGGGUUGGCAGACAACCAGUCUAGUAAAGGUCAGAGAUCCAUCGUCGUCGUCGUCGUUGCUGUUGCUGUUGCCGAGGCUGUUGGUCUAGGUGUCUCCAUUUAUCCACGAGCACCCCCCACCCCCCCCAACCGAAAGACAACACUCAUUCUCUUGAGGCCCACCACCGUCAGGUCAGGCCCACGAGUCCAGGAUCCGAGGAGGAAGUCAGGAGCAGUAGUAGUGUGCAUACACGGGAGAACUCGCUGGCAAGGUGGCAAGGUGCUCCAUUUAUGAACUGACUAACUAACGCCAGAGGCACGUCGGGUCUGAAAACUGAAAAGGAUCUCGUCUUGACUUGCUCAUGCAUUGAACGGGAUUCCGUGCACGCAUGCGGCCAAGGUGGACCAUCGACGAAGGAGGAGCACAACGAGGAUCAAGGGACAACAACAGUAGCAACGACAACAACAACAGCAACCAGCGGCAGCACCACCAGGCGAAAAAAAACUUUUUUCAAGACGUUUGUCGUUUGUCGGGGAGUCUUGACAACCAGAAAGCCAACAACGGAAGGGCCCUUGGAAAUCUGGGGAAGUUGACUCCAAUUGACCGCUUUUCUUAUUUAUGGGAGAACCAGAUCCCUCUCUAUUGAAUAAGGGGUACUUGUCGUGAAGACUCGGCUUUUCUGGCGUGUGUUACAUCGCGACACCGGAACUGACGAAACUGCGACCAACUCUGCCCACUCUGACCAAUUCUGUUCCCAGUCCGUCUUUUUCGAAGCCUUUUCCUUCGUUCUCAGCGAUCUCUCGACGCAUUCAGACGAGAAUCAUCGAACCGUUCCAUUUAGUGGAAGCUCAACGGUUGUGGUAGACAGAGAGUGUGUCAUAUCCGUAGUUGAAUUGCUGUUGUGGCCUUCGAAAUCCGAUCUAUCUUCAAGAAGUUCAAGUGACUUCGAGCCACGAUGAAGGCUGGGUGGUGGCAACCAUGGAUGGUGGGAAUCACACUCUGGGGAGCCAUGCUUAUUGGAAAUGCAGACUCCCAAACGCAAUCCAAAUCGGAACAACAGAUUCAAUGUUACGCGUGUGGCUUGGCCAAGGUCCACCCGGAAAAUGACGUGGUGGGUAGUUAUGGCACUGCCAUCGGGAAGAAGAUGUACAAUCAUUCUUGUACCGAGCUCUUGGACAAUCUCAAGGAUGGAGCCGUGGCCAAUCGAUUCAUGAGGACCUGUCCCGUGGGUGUGAAGAGCUGUUUUGGGGCCACAGGGUUUUACGACCAUGGCGAUAAUGAUCCCUCCAAUGAUCUACAUGUCCAAUUUCUUGGUUGCUCAGAGGCCAAGCAUCAACAUAGCUAUGGAUGUGAUAGAGACCUCCAAAAUGUGGAUAUCCGUGAUAAAGCCAAGCGCAAAAUCCAGGUUGAAAUUGACGUCAAUCUCUGCUUUUGCUCUACCCACAUCUGCAAUGACCCUCUUGGAGAGCUACUCAGUUCCAAGGCCGCCAUUCAGACCAGUCCCUCAGUGGUCCCAACUUUGGUGAUGGGUUUUCUGGUGGCCAGUGGUCUCCGAUGGAACUUUUAAUCAACCCAUCUACGUCGUUGGUGAAAAUAAAACUCGUCGAAAGUACACAACUCAUAGACUCUCUUCAACUCUCAAUAACAAUUAACGGAUACUUUUCAAGAAGAUCUCGAGAUCGGAUACUUAUUUAUAACCAUUGAACCAAAGUGGAAGUGGUUAUAACUGACUAGUGUGAUGAAUGGUGAAUUGGGACCGAACUUCUUUUUUUCACCAGAGGUCGCAGCAACAAAGUUCCAAAAUCAAGAUGCAUAACGUCCAUUUGGCCUAACACUGACGUGAAUGAACACAAAAUUGUCCAUAUUUUAGCAGAAUAUAUCUCUUUCGAACCUG
Tigriopus californicus is the source of this 2138-nucleotide messenger RNA. RefSeq lists its product as uncharacterized. Lineage: Eukaryota; Metazoa; Arthropoda; Copepoda; Harpacticoida; Harpacticidae. The record is from RefSeq and is a predicted model, not a curated record. Bases 1200 to 1811 code for a protein of 203 amino acids. The transcript has 5 exons.